Messenger RNA from Lactuca sativa (garden lettuce), 900 nucleotides. NCBI's taxonomy places the organism in Eukaryota, Viridiplantae, Streptophyta, Magnoliopsida, Asterales, Asteraceae. The record is from RefSeq and is a predicted model, not a curated record.
AUGAAAAAGAACUGGAGGGGAAAGGUGUUCAAGGAUCUUCUUUGGGAAUGUGCCACGACCUCUAAUGUACAACACUUUCAUCAAGCAAUGGAAAAACUAAAGAAGCUUAACAAUGAUGCUUAUGAGUGGCUGAAACAAAUACCUCCUCAAAGUUGGGCUCGCUCCCACUUUACUGCAUUCAACAGCAAGAUAGAAGAUGGUCGUGAUGCACCAAUUAUUAACUGCAUUGAGUUCAUCAGAGAGUACAUUAUGAAGAAGAUAGUCAAAGUUGACAAGGAAAUUCAGAAAGUUGUAGGUCCUUUGACUCCUACAGCUACAACAAUAUUGGAUAAGAUAAAGAGUAAGGCAGAACAGUAUGUUGCAACAUUUUGUGGUGCUGGAAAAUAUCAAGUUGCUGGACCAUGGCAAGAUCAGUGUAUUGUGGAUGUAGGUCAACAAAGUUGCACGUGCAAAAGGUGGGAAUUAACAGGAAUUCCGUGCAAACAUGGUGUGGCUGCUAUUUGGGACAUGGGGAGGAAUGACAAAGAUGUGGGAAUCCCAGAAUCAUUUGUGCAUCCAUGUUACUGGUUAUCAACCUGGAAAGAGAUGUAUUCUUUUAAGGUUAGUCCAAUCAAUGGAAGGUCCAUGUGGGAGAAGUCAGCUAUACCAACAACUCUGUUGCCUCCAAAACAUCGUGUUCCCAUAGGAAGACCAAAGAAGAAGAGAACAAUAUCAAUUGUGGAAAAUGAGGACUUUGUUAGAGGAAACACAGCAUCGAGGGCCCAUAGAUCAGUAACAUGUACGAAGUGUAACAAUGUUGGUCACAAUGCAAGAACCUGCAAAGGGCAAAGACCAAUUGUUGGUGGGGGUGGUGAACAAUCACAAGUCAAAGGAAAAGGGAAAGGGAAGGCAACCACUUGA